GAAGUUGACGGUAACGGAGAGCACUGAAUGUGAAAUCCACAGAAGUCAAAAGUCUAAUCCCAAUCUCUAACAAUUGCAGUGGCUAUGAAAUAAAACAGUAAAAAAUCAACAGCAAUGGCUUCGAACGGAAACCCUAAAUUUCAGCUCCCCGUGUUACUCUCCCAACAAAACAACAAUGGUCCUAUUAUUUCCAUGGAAACCACUCCUAUCUCUCCUACUAUUCCUCUCCCUAUUCUUUUACGAACACUGGAUUUCAAUCCCUUCUUGCAACAUCGUACCCAACACAGAUCUCAACCAACAGGAACACGACGUCGUUGAAGAGGAAAACGACAACGAUGAGGUUUUGAAAGUCAUGUUGGUCGCGAAUUUAUUGCUCUUAGGAUCUGACACUAGCUUUUUUAACCUCUAUUUUAGAGAUUAUUACAUGUCCAAGGUUUUCAAGAAAUCUUUUUAUUCUUUAAAGCCUGACAUGCUGCUGGUAAUGGGGGAUGUUUCGGCGAGGGGGUCGACAUUGACGAGGGGUAAAUGGGUAUCAGUGUUGCAUCAGUUUCAUGGAAUGUUAGGGCCAUUUAUUGAACUUCCAUUUCAUGUUGUUCUUGGUGAUAUGGAUGUUGGAGGGUGUAGUGGGCUCGACUCAAAUUCAGUUUAUUGGAUAGCUAGGAGUUUUCCGGGGCUAGAUUCAUCUGGCUGUGGUGCGUUUGAUAUUGACAAUGUUAGUUUUGUUUCCCUUAACGCGGUUGCAUUGCUUUGUGGUAAUAAUAAGUUGAGGUUUAGUGUUGAGAAGGCUGUAGAGAUGGAAAGAAUAGGUUCAUGGAUGGAUUCGGAGAAAGAAAUGGGUGAUUGUGGAGAAUUUACGAAAACGUCUGAUAGUUUCGGGCGGAGAAAGGAUUUAGUGUCAUCUGGAUUAGGUCCUGUCCUCUUACUUCAUUUUCCAUUGCAUCGAGCGGAAAAUGGUGGUUGUAAGGAAGGGAAUAUUGUUAGAAAAGCUCCUAUGCCCUUACGUCAGGGCUUGAAUGCAUUAGAGAGUAGCAGGGGAUAUACUGGUGCUCCCUAUGAGUUAUGGCAUACAAUCCCUCCAAAUGCUACGCAAUACAUAUUUCAGGCUCUUAAACCAAGGAUUGUUUUCAGUGCGCAUACACAUGAAUUUUGUGAUCACACACACUCAGAUGGGACACGCGAGAUAACUGUCCCUUCAAUGACAUGGAAAGCAAGGGAUGACCCCGGGUUUGUUUUUGCCACAUUCAGAAGUGGUGGGAAUACUAGAGUAUGGAGGCUGUGGUUCAGAUGACGAAGGACACGAGUAAGGAUGCUGUAGAUGACUAUGAGAUGAAUCUGUCGACGCAACAUUAUGAGACGCAACUUUUGUUUUUUCAUUCUGUGAGUUUGUUGAUAAGAAAUGAAUAGAUGGCAUAAGUUGUAUAUUCUUUUUAAAGCGAGUUUUAUAGGAAUAAGGUCCAGUGACGAUGCUGGUAUUCAGUCCGAGAACAACUUCCCCAGGACGUGUGAUGCUGGAAAAGUAAGAUUUGAGGAGAAGUAGAGAGGGGAAAGGAGGAAGAAAAGAAGUAGCUUGGAAGUAUGAGCUGAAAAGGAGGAGAAAGGGAGAGGAAGAAAAGUAUAACUUUGCAACUUUUAUUAAUUCUUCAAAACUAUAGUAAUGUAAAAAAUUACAUAUAAAUAAUAAAAUUCUAAUCAUAACCAACAA
Molecule: messenger RNA, 1702 nt
Organism: Populus nigra (black poplar)
Lineage: Eukaryota; Viridiplantae; Streptophyta; Magnoliopsida; Malpighiales; Salicaceae
Exons: 5
Coding region: 176-1288 (370 amino acids)
Biological process (GO): GPI anchor biosynthetic process
Molecular function (GO): hydrolase activity
Source: RefSeq, a predicted model, not a curated record